AUGAACUCUUGUAACAGAAUGUUUUAGAUAAUUUACUGCCAUAACCUCUUCACAAUGUUAAAGAAGAUGAUAAACAUCUUGAUUUUCCAAAGGAUGGUAGAGUUAAAUUUGAAAAUUUUUCCACGAGAUACAGGUCAAAAUUGUGAUUUAGUAUUAAAAGGAUUGUCAUUUGAAAUUUAAAGUAAUGAAAAAGUUGGUUGUGUUGGAAGAACAGGCGCUGGAACAUCUACUAUUAUACAAGCCAUUUUUAAUAUUUCAGAAAUAAGAAAUUUUUAGGAAUCAAAAUUAUUAAUUUCUGAUUAAGAUAUUAGAAAAUUAGGAAUACAAAAAGUAAGAAGUAAUAUUGGAAUAAUCUCCUUUCUUAUUUACUGGGACAAUAAGAAGAAAUUUAGUACCAUUUGA
Paramecium pentaurelia is the source of this 402-nucleotide messenger RNA. Lineage: Eukaryota; Ciliophora; Oligohymenophorea; Peniculida; Parameciidae. The record is from the annotation of a GenBank genome assembly.